AAUACAAACACGUCACAAAUCUAUUCUCACAAAAAUUGCAAGUAUUGCUAAAACCAGCAAAGCGCAACACACGCUCACUAUAUAUGCAUUACUCAACCUUGUUGCGGCUUUAUAUACUUCCCCAAAUCUAUAUCUCUCUCAUAAACCCUAAUCUCUCUCUCUCUCCACCCUCCUCUCUCUCUCACUCUCUCUCUCUCUCUCUCUCCCUCUCUCCCUCCUAUAGAGAGUGUGUAUACCGUGUGUAGUGAUGGAGGCUCCUCAGGCUCCAAAACAGAUGUACAAUGAAUUCACACUAGCUUCAAUUACUCAUCUCUCUUCAUCUUCUUCGCCUCCGACUUUAUCGCCGGUGGCCCGGUUCUGCUCCGAUUCGGGAUUUUCGGAGCUCCGGUUCGAGCAAGGUCAUGAACCCGUUAAUUUUAACCUCCAGAAAACGCAGCUUUUCAAGUUAGGGCCGACGGAGUCGCUGUGCAUAUUGGAAGGUUCUGAAACUGUUAAAGAGACAAUCUAUUCUAGGGGAAUCACCAUUCAGUUCAGAAACAAGGAGGAAUCUACAAGUUUCCAUUAUGCAUUUGAUCAGUGCAAGAAGGAGGUUAACGCUCAAGGAUCUAAUUUACCUAAUGGUACGGCAUUGGAAUCUAAAAGCAAGUUUGAUGAUAAAAUAGAAGCAUCUUCUGCAAAAAUGUAUUUCCACUACUAUGGACAACUACUACAUCAACAGAAUAUGAUGCAGGACUAUGUGAGAACAGGUUCUUAUUAUGCUGCAGUGAUUGAGAAUCGUGCUGAUUUUGCUGGUAGAGUAGUGGUUGAUGUCGGAGCUGGUAGUGGCAUUCUAUCAUUGUUUGCCGCUCAGGCUGGUGCAAAACAUGUUUAUGCUGUGGAGGCAUCUGAGAUGGCGGAAUAUGCUCGCAAACUCAUCGCUGGAAACCCAUUGCUGAGCCAGAAAAUUACAGUCAUCAAGGGUAAGGUUGAAGAUGUUGAGUUACCGGAGAAAGCAGAUAUAUUGAUAUCAGAGCCAAUGGGCACCUUAUUAAUCAAUGAAAGAAUGCUCGAGUCAUACGUGAUUGCGAGAGAUCGAUUUCUUGUUCCUAAUGGAAAAAUGUUUCCAACACUGGGAAGAAUUCACAUGGCACCAUUCAGCGACGAAUACUUGUACAUUGAGAUUGCUAAUAAGGCCCUGUUUUGGCAGCAACAAAAUUAUUAUGGGGUUGAUUUGACAGCCUUACAUGGAACUGCAUUUCAGGGAUACUUUUCUCAGCCAGUGGUGGAUGCUUUUGAUCCUAGGCUGCUCGUGGCUCCUGCAAUAUCCCAUGUGAUAAACUUUACAACCGUGAAGGAGGAAGAUUUGUAUGAAAUUAAUGUACCUUUAAAAUAUACUUCGCCUGUGGGGACUAGGAUUCAUGGACUGGCUUGCUGGUUUGAUGUACUGUUUGAUGGAAGCACUGUUCAGAGGUGGCUGACCACUGCUCCUGGUGCACCUACAACCCACUGGUACCAACUACGCUGCGUUCUUUCUCAACCACUUUAUGUCAUGCCAGGACAAGAAAUAGUGGGUCAUCUUCAUAUGAUAGCCCACAGUGCUCAGAGUUACACAAUUAAUCUUACUAUGUCAGUUAAAAUGUGGGGCCCUGGUGCUGAACAAGGAGGAAUCCUGCAAACAUCUUCUUGCAAACUUGAUCUUAAAGAACCUUACUAUCGGAUGUCUCAACCUCAAGCCUAUUCAUUGACGCAAGAUCAGCAACCACAGCAAUUGUUGCAGACACAGGACAUACAUAUACAACCAGAUGACGAAGUAUCCGAAUUGAUGCAACAAGCGAUGAAAGAUCCUGUUUCUGUACUCCAUUGAUUAAAUUUAUGUUGGAGUUGAAAUCACAAGCUGUGCAAGUUAGUUGACAGUAAUUUGAUAAGUUGGAGUUCAUGGAGUUUCAAGAUACGUGAUCGCCUUUUAAAGCAGUCUUAUCUGAUGUUAGCUGUUACUUGUAAAUCUUAGUGAUUAAACUUCCAUACUGCCUAAUUGGAGCACAGCAGUUCUGUAGAGAUGCUUCCAAAAAUUCGGUCUGAUAAAAUUAUUAGUAGAUCAGUGUCGUUUCUUCGAUCUGAUAAAUUAUUAAUAGAUUAAUGUUUUCUCAAUAA
This is a messenger RNA of Daucus carota subsp. sativus, 2130 nucleotides long. RefSeq names its product probable histone-arginine methyltransferase 1.4. The transcript is spliced from 15 exons. NCBI's taxonomy places the organism in Eukaryota, Viridiplantae, Streptophyta, Magnoliopsida, Apiales, Apiaceae. Gene Ontology annotation, biological process: peptidyl-arginine methylation. The record is from RefSeq and is a predicted model, not a curated record. The coding region runs from base 248 to 1843 and encodes 531 amino acids. Gene Ontology annotation, molecular function: protein-arginine N-methyltransferase activity.